Messenger RNA from Oncorhynchus kisutch (coho salmon), 11738 nucleotides. Its product is annotated as protein furry homolog-like. The record is from RefSeq and is a predicted model, not a curated record. Gene Ontology annotation, cellular component: site of polarized growth; cell cortex. Bases 615 to 10088 code for a protein of 3157 amino acids. NCBI's taxonomy places the organism in Eukaryota, Metazoa, Chordata, Actinopteri, Salmoniformes, Salmonidae. Gene Ontology annotation, biological process: neuron projection development; cell morphogenesis. The transcript has 64 exons.
GAGAGGGAGAGCGCGACGGGGGGAGAAUAGCUGACAGUGCUAGCAGUAGCAAGCUUGGACUCUACACAGAGGAGAGAGAAUAUUGCUGUGCUCCGCCGAGACAAGAAUAUAUAUUUUUCUGCGUGCUGGUCCACUCCUCUCUCUAACAUCGGGAGGAAAGUUGUUUGUUUUAUUUAUUUAUUUUCCUACGGUAUUCAUUCACCUCCGUGUUGUCUGUGCUGGGAGCGUGGUAAGGGACUCUGUGGAUUGGCUAGCGAGCGGACGUUUGGAUGGAAAUGCAGCUCUAAAGAUCCUCACGCUCUCCUCUCUCCGUGCCUCUCUGGGUGGUUGUACUUUCCACUGAACCCAGCUUACCGCCUGACACUUCCCCAUGGGCCUCUCUGCAAACAGCAGCUGACUGGUGUCUGUUCUGAAAUUCACCAUGAGUCCUAUAACCAGCUCCUCUGGAGGGUAGAACUGGGCUCCUGUCUGUUAGGAGGAGAGGUGUGUGUGUGUGUGUGUUUUGGGGGAGAGGAAGUGUGUAUUUGUGGGCCAGCGAAGUUGGAGUUUCCGGUCUGUGUUUUGGAGGAUAACGUUAACAAGACUGGUCUUUGGUAACAGCCCUCGCUGGCGUCAUGCUGAGCCUGCAGGAUUCGCUCUUCUUUGAGAUCAGUAUCAAGUCUCUGCUCAAGUCGUGGAGCGGCAGCUCCUCGGCCCCAGUCAGCAGUGUGAGUAGACGCCGCGCCCCCUCCGUGGCCCCCCUGUCGUGGGAGAAGCGAAACGCCGCCGCCAUGUCGAGCAUCACCAUCGACCCCGAGCUCAAGCCCGGGGAGUUUGUCAUCAAGAGCCUGUUGGCUGAGUUUGCUGUGCUGGCUGAGAAGAAGAUUGAGGUGGUGAUGGCUGAACCGCUGGAGAAACUGUUGUCGCGAUCCCUCCAAAGAGGGGAAGAUGCGCAAUUUGAUCAGUUAAUAAGCUCUAUGAGCUCCAUAGCGGAACACUGUUUGCCCUCCCUGUUGCGCACACUGUUUGACUGGUACCGGCGGCAGAGUGGCACCGAGGAUGAGUCGUAUGAGUACAGGCCUCGUUCCAGCACCAAGUCCAAAGGGGAUGAACAGCAUCGGGAUAAAGACUACCUAUUGGAGCGGAGGGAUUUAGCCAUAGAUUUCAUUUUCUGUUUAGUUUCAGUAGAAGUUUUAAAACAGAUUCCUCUUCAUCCAGUGCCAGACGCUUUAGUACAUGAAGUUCUGAACCUGGCAUUCAAGCACUUUAAACACAAAGAGGGGUACUCCGGCCCCAACACUGGCAAUGUGCACAUCAUAGCAGACCUGUAUGCGGAGGUCAUCGGAGUUCUCACACAGUCAAAGUUCCAGGCGGUGCGUAAGAAGUUCAUCACGGAGCUGAAGGAGCUGAGGCAGAAGGAGCAGAGCCCCUACGUGGUCCAGAGCAUCAUCAGCCUCAUCAUGGGCAUGAAGUUCUUCAGGGUCAAGAUGUACCCCGUGGAGGACUUCGAGGCCUCCUUCCAGUUCAUGCAGGAGUGUGCCCAGUAUUUCCUGGAGGUGAAGGAUAAGGACAUAAAGCAUGCAUUGGCUGGCCUCUUUGUUGAGAUCCUCAUCCCUGUUGCUGCUGCGGUGAAGAAUGAAGUCAACGUGCCGUGCCUCAAGAACUUUGUGGAGAUGCUCUACCAGACAACCUUUGACCUUAGCUCCAGGAAGAAGCACUCUUUGGCUCUGUAUCCUCUGGUGACGUGCCUGCUGUGUGUCAGUCAGAAGCAGUUCUUCCUCAAUAACUGGCACAUCUUCCUCACAAACUGCCUCUCGCACCUGAAGAUACCGUCUAACAACAGCAUCCGAAAGCAGAUUGAGACACUGCAGAACAAAGACCCCAAAAUGUCCCGUGUGGCGCUGGAGUCCCUCUACAGACUGCUGUGGGUCUACAUCAUCAGGAUCAAGUGUGAGAGCAACACCGUCACGCAGAGCCGGCUGCUCAGCAUCGUUUCAGCACUUUUCCCCAAAGGUUCCCGUAGUGUGGUGCCGAGGGACACGCCCCUCAACAUCUUUGUCAAGAUCAUCCAGUUCAUAGCUCAGGAAAGGCUUGACUUUGCUAUGAAGGAGAUCAUUUAUGACCUCCUGUGUGUGGGGAAAUCUCACAAGACCUUCACCAUCAAUCCAGAGAGGAUGAAUAUUGGCCUGAGGGCCUUCCUGGUGAUAGCUGACAGUCUGCAGCAGAAGGACGGGGAGCCGCCCAUGCCCACCACAGGGGUCAUCAUGCCCUCAGGAAACACCCUGCGGGUCAAAAAGAUCUUCCUUGCCACCACCCUCACUGACGAGGAGGCCAAGGUCAUCGGCAUGUCGCUGUACUACCCAGCGGUGAGAAAGGCCCUGGACAACAUCCUGCGUCACCUGGACAAGGAGGUGGGGCGCUCCAUGAGCAUGACCAACGUCCAGAUGUCCAAUAAGGAGCCUGAGGACAUGAUUACGGGGGAGAGGAAGCCGAAGAUCGAUCUGUUCCGUACGUGUGUGGCGGCCAUCCCCAGGCUGAUCCCGGACGGCAUGAGCAGACAGGACCUGAUCGAGCUGCUGGCUAAGCUGACCAUCCACAUGGACGAGGAGCUGCGCGGUCUGGCCUUCACCACCCUGCAGGCCCUGAUGCUGGACUUCCCAGAGUGGAGGGAGGACGUGCUCUCUGGCUUCGUCUACUUCGUGGUGCGCGAGGUCACCGAUGUCCACCCCACGCUGCUGGACAACGCCGUCAAGAUGCUGCUGCAGCUCAUCAGCCAGUGGAGGCAGGCCGUCCAGACCAGCAACAAGACCCACGAGGCGCAGCAGGGCCCUGGAAGCGGGCCGUCUCUGCCCCUGGAGCGCUCUCCUCUGUGGGGGGUGCUGCACGUGGCGGAGGGCCUGGCACUGGUGGUUCUGUGCAGCUGCCGCCCCGCCACGCGCAGGCUGGCUGUUAAUAUCCUCAAAGAGGUCCGAGCCCUGCACACCGCUCUGGGCAUCGCCAAGGGAGAUGAGGAGUUGGCCAUAGAUGUGAUGGACAGGCUAAGUGCGUCUGUGCUGGAGAGCUUCAUCCAUCUCACAGGAGCUGACCAGACCAACCUGCUAUAUUGUCCCAGCGGUAUCGACCUGCAGACGCUGGCAGAAUGGAACUCGUCUCCCAUCAGCCACCAGUUUGACGUGGUCAGCCCGUCGCACAUCUGGGUGUUUGCCCACGUGACGCAGGGCCAGGAUCCCUGGGUCAUCAGCCUGUCCAGCUACCUGCGCCAGGAGCACCUGCCCAAGCACUGCCCCACCGCACUCAACUACGCCGGGAUGUUCGCCUACACGCGCCUGCAGCUGCUCUCUCCGCAAGUGGACAUCAACAGCCCUAUAAAUGCUAAGAAGCUGAACAGCCUGAGCAGCAGUAGUGACUCGUAUGUGGGGCUGUGGAGGAACUACCUGAUCCUCUGUUGUAGCUCCGCCACUUCCUCCCCCAACUCCUCCUCCUCCACCUCUGGCUCCGUCCGCUGCUCCCCGCCUGAGACGCUGGCGUCCACGCCGGACAGUGGCUACAGCUACGACUCUAAGAUUAUUGGCACUCCGUCCCCCUCAUCCCUGUUCAAACACGUUGUUCCGAUGAUGCGCUCUGAGAGCAUGGACAUCACAGAGUCACUCGUCCUGGGGCUUGGCAGGACCAACCCUGUGGCCUUCAGAGAUCUGAUAGAGGAACUGAACCCCAUCAUUAAGGAGGCUCUGGAGAGGAGACCUGAGAACAUGAAGCGACGUAGGCGUCGCGACAUCCUGAGGGUCCAGCUGGUCCGGAUCUUUGAGCUGCUGGCCGACGCUGGCGUCGUCAGUCAGACUGGGAGUGGUGGUCUGGACGGGGAGAGUCACUCUCUGAACUCGACACUGUUGGAGUAUGUGGAUCUGACGAGACAGCUGCUGGAGGCUGAGAACGACAAAGACUCAGACACACUGAAGGACAUCCGCUGUCACUUCAGCGCUCUGGUGGCUAACAUCAUUCAGAACGUCCCAGUGCACCAGAGGAGGACCAUCUUCCCCCAGCAGUCUCUGAGACACAGUCUGUUCAUGUUGUUCAGCCACUGGGCGGGUCCCUUCAGCAUCAUGUUCACCCCACUAGACCGGUACAGCGACCGCAACAUGCAGAUCAACCGACACCAGUACUGUGCUCUCAAGGCCAUGUCGGCAGUGUUGUGCUGUGGUCCAGUGGCUGAUAACGUUGGCCUCUCCUCUGACGGUUAUCUCUACAAGUGGCUGGACAACAUCCUGGACUCUCAGGACAGGAAGGUGCACCAGUUGGGCUGUGAGGCGGUGAUGCUGCUGUUAGAGCUGAACCCAGACCAGAGUAACCUGAUGUUCUGGGCUGUGGACCGCUGUUACACUGGCUCACGCCGCGUGGCUGCCGGCUGCUUCAGGGCCAUCGCCAACGUCUUUCACAACAGGGAUUACCAGUUUGACACUGUGGUGCUGCUGAAUCUGAUCUUGUUCAAGUCUGCUGAUUCAUCCAGAGAUAUCUAUGAGGUGGCCAUGCAGCUGCUGCAGAUCUUGGAGCCCAAGCUCUUCCGUUACGCUCACAAACUGGAGAUCCAGAGAACAGAUGGGAUCCUGAGCCCUCCCUCCCCGCUGCCACACCUCUACUCUGUCUCCUACUACCAGCUGUCUGAGGAGCUGGCCAGGACAUACCCAGAGCUCACCCUUCCCAUCUUCUCAGAGGUGAGCCAGCGUAUCCAGACAGCACACCCUGGUGGUCGCCAGGUGAUGCUGCACUACCUCCUGCCCUGGAUGAACAACGUGGAGCUGGUGGACUUCAAGCCGUCGCCACGGCGACAGGAACCCCCAGUCUGUGAGGAGGAGGAGGAGGCCCACGAGCGCGACAUGAUGAUGGUCAACAGCCGGCGCUGGCUCAGAGGGGAGGGCUGGGGCUCCCCACAUGCCACCACCAUGGUGCUCAACAACCUCAUGUUCAUGACCGCCAAGUACGGGGAUGAGUUUGCGUGGUCAGAGAUAGAGAACGUGUGGACCACGCUGGCCGACAGCUGGCCAAAGAACCUGAAGAUCAUCCUGCACUUCCUCAUCAGCAUGUCAGGGGUCAACAGUGAGCCCAGCCUCUUGCCCUAUGUGAAGCGGGUGGUGGUGUACCUGGGCAGGGAUAAGACUAUGCAGCUGCUGGAGGAGCUGAUGUGUGAGCUGGACCUGACAGACCCAGUGAGCUCUGCUGUCACUCACAUGGACAACCCUCCCUACUACCGCAUCACCUCUAGCUACAAGAUCCCCUCCGUCACCUCAGCAGGAACCAACUCCAGCAGUAACACCAUGGUGCCAGGAACCGACGCUCACCAUGACAGCAGCAAGAAUAAAGACUCCAACAUGGAUGACGGUUCCACCCAUCUGGACAUCUACAGCGGUCUGAACAGCAACCUGAACCGUCAGCACCACCGCCUGGAGUCUCGUUACAGCAGCAGCUCUGGAGGAUCCUAUGAGGAGGAGAAGAGUGACUCCAUGCCGCUGUAUGCUAACUGGCGUCUGAAGGUGAUGGACCACAACCGUCCCGAGCCCCUCCCUUUCCCUCCCACAGGGGGCUGCUGGUCCCCUCUGGUGGACUACCUGCCGGAGACGAACACCCCUGGAGUACCCCUCCACAGGUGUAACAUAGCUGUCAUCCUACUGACUGACCUCAUAGUGGACCAUGGGGUCAAAGUGGAGUGGAGCGCCUACCUUCACCUCCUGCUGCACUCCAUCUUCAUAGGGUUGGACCACCAGCACCCUGAGGUCUACGAGCACUGCAAACGCCUCCUGCUUCACCUGCUGGUCGUCCAGGGAACCAACAGUGGAGUCCAAUCCCUGGCCUCCGUGCUGCUGCGCAACCGAGAGUACAACGACCCAAAGGUGCUGACUGUGAAGCCACCGCCCCACGAGUUCAACCUCACAGGAGUGUGUGACUUUGUGCCAGACUACCAGCCGUCUCCCAUGACAGACUCAGGCCUGAGCUCCAGCUCCACGUCGUCCAGCAUCAGCCUGGGUGCAGGAGUCGUCCCCCUGCCCCACCUCACCCCCACCCUGAUCAACGAGGUGGAUGUCACCGCAGAGCAGUACGAGAAGGUCAAAGCCCUCAUCGAGUUUGUCACCUCCAGGAAGCGGGGGCCCCUGUGGAACCAUGAGGACGUGUCACCCAAGAACCCCAACAUAAAGAGUGCUGACCAGCUGAGCGUGUUCCUCCGACAUGUAGUGACAGUCUUCAAACAGUCCCAGUCAGGUUUCCAACUGGAGCAGUUGCUGAGUGAGGUCGCCCUGCAAACUGCUCUGUCCUGCUCGUCUCGUCACUACGCAGGACGCUCCUUCCAGAUCUUCAGGGCUCUCAAACAACCCCUCACAGCCGCAACGCUUUCUGAUGUCCUCUCACGCCUCGUAGAGACAGUGGGCGACCCGGGAGAGGAGGCACAGGGUUUUGUUAUCGAGCUGCUGCUGACUCUGGAGUCGGGGAUCGACACGCUCGCUGACACCGUCAAGAACUAUGACCUCCUCACUGCCUUGGCACAGGCCUCUGCCCAUGAGCACCUGCUGGGGGCCAAGUUUGCAGCUAAAAGGAAGAGCACGGGCCAGCUGAAUCUGAGUAGCGGUGGUCUUUUCCACCAAGGCCACUACCCCCACAGCCACACCCGCAGCAACUCCCUCCGCGCCAGCCUCAUGGGUGAACGAAAGGGAGACCGCCGCCGCAGUAACACCCUAGACAUCGCCGACCGGCUGGCCGGUAGCCACGGCAACCUAGCGCGAACGCAGAGCUUGUCAUCGUUGCGGGAGGGUGGCAGAGCGGGUCCUGGGGAGGAGGCCAUCCCUCCUGUGGACCCAUCCAACCUGAUGGCCACGGUGUUCUGGAUAGCGGCUUCCCUUCUGGAGUCGGACUAUGAGUUUGAGUACCUGCUGGCCCUGCGGCUGCUCAACAAGCUACUGGGUCAGCUGCCCCUGGAGAACGCAGACAGCAGGGAGAGACUAGAGAGGGUGCAGGCCAAGCUGAAAUGGUACAGCUUCCCUGGUCUGCUGCAGCUCUUCCUCAAGGGCUUCACCUCAGCUUCCACCCAGGAGCUCACCAUUCACCUGCUCAACAAGCUCAUCAGUGUCUCCCGCCACACACUGGUCGACCCCUCCCAGGUGGCAGGUAAGCGAGCAGGUUUUCCUCUGAACAUCCUGUGCCUGCUGCCUCACCUCAUCCAGCACUUUGACAGCCCCACUCCGUUCUGCAAGGAGACGGCGGAUAAGAUAGCCAAGGUGUGUGCCGAGGAGAAGUCCGCCACGCUGUCAAACCUGGCCCACAUGAUGAGCCUGUACAGCGCACACAGCUACUCCAGAGACUGCGCCAACUGGAUCAACGUGGUGUGUCGUUACCUGCACGACGCCUUCGCUGAGAUCACGUUCAAUCUGGUCACAUACCUGGCCGAGUUGCUGGAGAAAGGCCUACCCAGCAUGCAGCAAUCCCUGCUGCAGAUCAUCUACAGCCUGCUGAGUCACAUUGACCUGUCGGCUGCACCCGUCAAACAGUUCAACCUGGAGAUCAUGAAGAUCAUCGGAAAAUAUGUCCAGAGCCCGUACUGGAAGGAGGCCCAGAACAUCCUGAAGCUGGUGGUGUCUCGGUCGGCCAGCCUGGUGGUGCCAGACGAGGUGCAGCGCUCCUACAGCACCGAGUCCUCUGGAUCCCCAGAGAUCGCCUUCACUCGCAUCUUCAACAACUCCUCUAAGGAGCUGCCCGGCAAGACGCUGGACUUCCACUUUGACAUCUCAGAGACGCCCAUCAUAGGGCAUAAGUACGGGGACCAGCGCACAGCUGCAGGGCGGAAUGGGAAACCGCAAGUCAUCGCUGUGACCCGGAGCACGUCCUCCACUUCCUCUGGAUCCAACUCCAACGGCCUGGUGCCUGUCAGCUGGAAGAGGCCCCAACUCUCUCAGAGGAGAACCAGAGAGAAGCUCAUGAACGUUCUCUCUCUGUGUGGUCCUGAGUCUGGCGUUCCCAAGAAUCCUUCUGUAAGACACCUGGCAUGUCAAACUGUGGUGUUCUCAUCCAACGAGGACCUGGACUCCGGUGACCAGCAGACCAGUCUGAUCCCCACGGUGGAGGAGGUGGUGAGGGAGGAGGACCUGCAGGGAGAGGAUGCAGGAAGUGAGCAGCAGUUUGGAGUCUUCAAGGACUUUGAUUUCCUGGACGUGGAGCUGGAAGAUGCUGAGGAGUUGCAGGGGGAGAGCAUGGACAACUUUAACUGGGGCGUGCGCCGGCGCUCCCUGGACAGCAUGGACAAGGGGGAGGGAGACGGGGACACGCCGUCCCUGCAGGAGUGCCAGUACACCGGGAGCACACCCAGCCUCAACCUCACCAACCAGGAGGACACGGACGAGUCAUCUGAGGAGGAGGUACUGAGCGCUAGCCAGAUUCUCACCCGCUCUGGCCUCAUGAACAGUGACUCGGCUACGGACGAUGCCACGUCCAACCACAUGGACUCUCUGCAGCAAUCGCAGGAGUCGUCCAGCAGUGCCUUGACAGAGGAGACCACGGCCCUGCUGCCCCCCCAGGACAGCACUGCACUGGAGAUGCCCCGCUCUGACUCAAACAGCAGUCAGCUGCCUGAGGACGGGGUGAGCAUGACGGCGGCAGAUGAGCUGAGCAGCAGCGUGAGCACGGACACGGGGUUUGGCAGCAGCGCCCCCCCUCUGCCCCCUGAGCUGUGUGACCUCACCGACUCCCACUACGACCUGGACCCGGCCCCCCCUCUCCCACCGGCCAUAGACACCCCGCCGGGGUCCCUCUGUGAAGAGAGGGACUCCCUCACAGCCAUGCCUCUGCCCCCCAUCCUAGACAGCCCCUGUGGCUCUGUGUGUGAGGAGGACGUGACGCUGGCACUGAAGGAGCUUGACGACCGCUGUGAGGAGGAGGAGGCUGACUUCUCCGACAUGUCCAGUUCAGACUUGCAUGCGGUGAAGUGGAAUCUGGGGGGAGUGAGUCAACAACCAGAGUAUUGCUGGCAUCAAUAUCUCAGUCAGGAUGAGGGCGAUCAAGAUGGUUUCUCAGAGGUCCAGGCCUCUCCGCCCCCCUCACCCUUCCUCUCCGCCAUCCUGGCAGCUUUCCAGCCCGUUGCCUAUGACGACGAGGAGGACGCCUGGCGUUGCCAUGUCAACCAGAUGUUGUCGGACACGGAUGGGUCCUCUGCUGUGUACACCUUCCACGUGUUCUCCCGGCUAUUUAAGAGCACGCAGAGGAAGUUUGGCGACAUCACCCACUCGUCAGUGCGUUUCCUAGGAGAGCGGCUGCAGCGAAUGGGGAACCAGUUCCUCAGCUCCCUAGAGGUCAUGACCUCUCACUCCCAGUGCCCCACGGUGCUGCUGGACGCUGAGACGUUGGUGUCAUGUGGACUGCUGGAGACUCUGAAGUUUAGUGUGCUGGAGUUGCAGGAGCACCUGGACACCUACAACGGCAAGAGAGAGGCGGCUGAGGAGUGGCUGGAGAACUGCAGGAAGACGUUUCGUGACAAAGACGGCAACCAACAACCCAACACUCAAGCCCAGCAAAUGGAAAAACUAGCAGAGCUGGAGCUGUGUCGCAGGCUCUACAAACUGCACUUCCAGCUGCUGCUGCUCUUCCAGGCCUACUGCAAACUCAUCAGUCAUGUGGACACCAUCAAGAGAGAGGCAGAGGUGACCAACAUGUCAGAAGAGCUGGCCAUCCUUGAGAGCUGUUUGAAGCAGGUGGAGUCGGAGGUUGAUGGACAGGAGGAUGUGGGCGUGUCGGAUGCCUCCCAGACCAGUACGGAGACAGCCAUCCAAUCACUGAUUGAGACCCUGAGAGCCAGAGACUUCAGCUCUGCCCUCACACAGGUCAAAACCUUCAGGUCUCUGUGGCCUAACGAUAUCUUUGGGAACGAGUCAGACGACGCGGUCCAGACACUCCUGCACAUCUACUUCCGUCACCAGACGCUGGGCCAGACAGGCUGCCUGGCCGUGGUGGGGCCCAGCAGGGACCUGUCCCAGGCCAGCGGGCGCCUCAUGGAGCUCAACCUGCAGAUCAGAGAGGCUCUGAGCCAGGCCCAAACCUGCCAGGCCCCCCAGACCACAGUGGUCAGCACUGGACUGUGAGCCUUCAGGCCCAAAGACUGGACUGGACUAGUCUAGACUGGACUGCAGUAGACCUCUCCUGUAUGACUCACAGCUUCCAUCUGCUCUGGAGGCUGGGGAGACAGUGAUGUGUGUUUGGGGAGGACAGAAGAGACUCCACCUAAUAAGGGCUAAAGGAUGUGUGGGAAUAGCUGUGACUCAUAUAUAUUACAUAUAUAAAAUACUUUAAAAGCUCGUAUCUGUUUUCCCAGAAUAAGCCACCUUGCCAAAUUCAGCUGCAAUAAGUUGGGGUAUUAUGUGACGGGUGAAGACUGGCCCAGGAGCGAGAAGUAGGAAGGAGACAAUGGGGAUGAUGAUGCUAAACUGGAAGCGUUUUGGCGGAAAUUACCUGAUGGGUCUCCCAUAUUGGCCAGUUGCCUCCUCAGCCCCAGUCAGGAGACUGGUUGGGGUUUGAGGUUCGGUCAGGGAGAUGUGGUGUUCUUGUAGCAGAGAAGUUGGAGCAUGGGCGCCUUGGGAGUCGGUCCGGAAGGAAACCGGAUGGCUUUGUGAGAGGACAGGGCAGUCCUUGUCAAGAUUCAUAAACAAACACAAAAACAAAGAAAAAACUAAGUUUUCAAAAGCAUGCUUGAAGGAGAGAAGCACUGCAAUAAUAUUUUUUGAGAAAUGUACUAUUUUUUAUUAGAGCUAACAUCCUAGGUUGUAAAUGUUAGGGUAUUUAACAUGUAAUUGUAAUCCUAGGGGAGCUGUGUCCCCCUUCCCUUAGGGACUGGAAAAAGAUAAAUUGAUCUGUUUAUUCACCUGCGUUGGAGACUAGCAUCAUCUUCAGCAGGUCUUCUAAUGAAACUCACUCUGUAACCAAAUAAGUAGCUGCCUGUAGAGACUUUAGGCUGUGUGGUAUAUAUUCUUGUAUACACAAAUGCAUAUAAUUGCACAGAAGUGCAGACUGGCUACAACUCAUUAUGUAAACAUCUAACUUAUUUUACUCUGUAUAUAUUUUAGAAAAUGUAAAACCAGUAUUUUCCCCUUGUACUUUUGUUGCACUGUUAAUCCGAAUAGGAUGUAUGAAGCUGAUGUGAGAAAGAUAGCUGAUAGUCACUAAUGACCCACUCCACUAUUAUAAUCCUGUCACACGAACUUUAACAUUUCCCAAAGAUUGGCCUGCCUGGUGGGGAUUGUGGGUCAGUAAAUUGGAACUGGUUAAAGGCGAUAGCUAGCAUAGAUUCUGCUUCCUGUUGGACUGCCACAGCCCAACCAAGCCCAGUCCUAUGCAUUCCUUCUCUCCACUGUGAUCUCCAUGUUGGCCCUGGAACAGGCUCCUCUAAAAAGACAUGAGGGGAAACAGGCCUGUGUUUAUCCAUGUUGGCUGCACACAGCUGCACUGAUGGUGUGCCACGGCCCUGUGUUCUGAGGGGAAACUGCCAUUAAGGCUCUGCUUAUGCUUCUGAAAAGGCACUGCUUGAUGUCAGUGUUGCAGGAAACUUGUCAUGGCACAUUGUAAACGAUCACUGUACUCAUUCCUCACAGAACUUGUCUGUUGCAUUUGAAUGCUGAUCUUAGUUAUUUAACAGAUUUUCCUGGAAAAUUGUUUUUAAUUGUAGGGAUGCAUUACCAAUAUACUUUGUCAUCUCACAUACCAAGCCUUCUCUCUGGAUAAAUAAAAACUUGACCAUA